This is a messenger RNA of Ipomoea triloba (trilobed morning glory), 1450 nucleotides long. RefSeq names its product geranylgeranyl transferase type-2 subunit beta 1-like. Gene Ontology annotation, cellular component: Rab-protein geranylgeranyltransferase complex. Bases 282 to 1223 code for a protein of 313 amino acids. The transcript has 10 exons. Gene Ontology annotation, molecular function: Rab geranylgeranyltransferase activity. Gene Ontology annotation, biological process: protein geranylgeranylation. NCBI's taxonomy places the organism in Eukaryota, Viridiplantae, Streptophyta, Magnoliopsida, Solanales, Convolvulaceae. The record is from RefSeq and is a predicted model, not a curated record.
AAUUCAAUCUUGUGACUAGUUUAGCUAUUAUCUAACCGGUAGUAGUCGCUGCCUCCACCUCCACUCUCAGAUCACGAUCUUUCGCCUCUCGCCCUCUCGGCCUUUCGGACUCUCGGUCUAUCAGUUUCUCCUAGUCUCCUUCUUCCGUUCUUCGCUGCUGCCUGCAGGAUACAGACGACCGCCGUAAACGCGAAACAGAGGCCUCCGGCGCCGUGAACCAGCGACCGGAGCUCCACAGACUGCCGCGCUGCCGCCCCUCUGCCAAUCUGCGAUAUAUUUUAAUGGAAGGGCUUAUGGUGGAAAAGCAUGCUAAGUACAUUGUAUCAGUUGAAAAGAGGAAAGAUGAUUUUGAAUCUGUGGUGAUGGAGCAUCUUAGAUUAAAUGGAGCAUACUGGGGAUUGACAACUCUUGAUAUUUUAGGGAAGAUUGAUGUAGUGGAUCAAGAUGAGGUCAUUCCUUGGAUUAUGCAGUGUCAACAUGAAUCUGGUGGAUUUGGUGGUAAUAUUGGACAUGACCCACAUAUCUUGUAUACCCUCAGUGCCAUCCAAGUUUUAGCUAUAUUUGAUAAACUUGAUGUUCUUGACAAAGACAAGGUCUCAAACUAUAUUGUAGGCCUGCAAAAUGAAGAUGGGUCCUUUUCGGGUGACAUGUGGGGUGAAGUUGAUACACGGUUCUCUUACAUUGCAAUAAAUUCCCUUGCACUUUUGAAACGGUUGGAUAAAAUCAACGUGGAAAAAGCAGUAGAGUACAUAGUAAGUUGCAAGAAUGUGGAUGGUGGUUUUGGUUGCACACCUGGGGCAGAAUCUCAUUCUGGGCAAAUUUUUUGCUGUGUGGCAGCACUUGCAAUAACAGGCUCUUUACAUCAUGUUGACAAAGACCUCCUAGGCUGGUGGUUAUGUGAACGACAAGUUAAAUCUGGGGGUCUAAAUGGGCGUCCUGAGAAGCUUCCUGAUGUCUGCUACUCUUGGUGGGUUCUCUCCAGCUUAAUUAUGAUAGACAGAGUUCACUGGAUUGACAAGCAGAAGCUCGCAAAGUUUAUUUUGGACUGUCAGGAUAGAGAAAAUGGUGGAAUUUCAGAUAGGCCUGAAGAUGCAGUUGAUGUCUUCCAUACCUACUUUGGAGUUGCUGGCCUUUCACUUCUGGAAUAUCCAGGGCUAAAACCCAUAGAUCCAGCUUAUGCCCUUCCCCUCGAUGUCGUAAACAGAAUCAUCUUUCACAAGUAAUGGAUUGGUUUACUGAUUCCAGGAGCGCUGGCACUUGCAUCCUGUUUUCACCAAAAUCUUCUGAGGAGAUCUUAUGGUAAAGGGAUUUGCUGUUAUACUCAUAGGGCUCACAUAGUCACAUAUACAAUAUAAGUUCUGCAUCUUACUUUAGUUCUGAAAACUGUAAGGAAAAGGAGAAAGUCUACUUUGCACUAGGGAAUAAUAUAUCUUAAGUUCUUAACUGGCCA